Messenger RNA from Oncorhynchus tshawytscha (Chinook salmon), 827 nucleotides. RefSeq names its product multiple EGF-like-domains 11 (gene megf11). Gene Ontology annotation, molecular function: protein binding. Lineage: Eukaryota; Metazoa; Chordata; Actinopteri; Salmoniformes; Salmonidae. Bases 18 to 827 code for a protein of 269 amino acids. The transcript is spliced from 5 exons. The record is from RefSeq and is a predicted model, not a curated record.
CUGCCGAGAAGGGAGGGAUGCUUCUCAUCUCUUCGCUGUUACACACAUACUUGUAUCUUGAACUGACUUCGGUACAUUUGUUCUUCUUCUCCUUUCUCUACCAUACACUAAAUCUUCUCGAAAGUCCAUAUACAACAUUGCUCAAUUUUUAUUUCUGCCUUGAUAAGCGUAUUUAUGUUGUCUGUUGCCUUGUAGUUCAAUCACCUAACGUUACCAGAGGACGGACCUUCCUGACCAUUAACAGUUACUUUCAAGUCGUCGAUAAGAAUCUCACAUCUUCAAACGGCCCAAGACUCAAGACCCAUCACCUCUCCCUGUCUAGAUCAGAGGAACAUCGGGAACACCAGCCCAUCUGUCGUGUGUCCCUGCCAACAGAGUCUCCCUGCCUCCCUGCAGAUCGUUCUCUCCACCACCCCUUCAGGAAACAUCCAGGGACAACGGUCACCACCACAGGUGAUUUAAGGUGUGUCCUCAAGAUGGGGACUAUCCCCCUGGCCCUAACCUUAACCCUGGUCUUGUUGGCUGUCCUGGGGUUCACUACACCCAGUGUCUGGAGCCUGAAUCCAGACGAUCCUAACGUCUGCAGUCACUGGGAGAGUUAUGCUGUGACGGUCCAGGAGUCCUACGCCCACCCCUUCGACCAGGUGUACUACACCAGGUGUACUGACAUCCUCAACUGGUUCAAAUGUACCAGGCACAGGAUCAGCUAUAAGACGGCUUACCGGCGGGGAGUCCGGACCAUGUACCGGCGCCGCUCACAGUGUUGCCCGGGUUACUUUGAGAGGGGAGACAUGUGUGUCCGUAAGUGUAUUUUCCUGUUUCAUUAA